This is a messenger RNA of Eucalyptus grandis, 1275 nucleotides long. RefSeq names its product putative adenylate cyclase regulatory protein. The transcript has 2 exons. The record is from RefSeq and is a predicted model, not a curated record. The coding region runs from base 1 to 1275 and encodes 424 amino acids. NCBI's taxonomy places the organism in Eukaryota, Viridiplantae, Streptophyta, Magnoliopsida, Myrtales, Myrtaceae.
AUGCUAGAGUUGCCAAAUACCAUCGUCAAUCUAGAGAGCUUGAAAGUGUUGAAGAUGAACGGAACUUCUGUGAAAAAGUUACCCGAGGCUAUUGGUAUGAUGGAGAAACUUGAGGAAAUUCAUGGAAACGAUUGCAAGGAGCUAAAGAUGAUUCCUAGUGAUAUUGGGAGACUACCACUCUUGAAGAUUUUGGCAUUAACAGCAACUAUUGUGGAGAAUGUGCCAGAGCUUCCACAAAGUUUGAUAAGUCUAUGUUUGUCUUCAAGAGCCGUAGGAAAAGUUCCAGAGAUCUACAAUCGGGUGAACCUUCCGAGUUUAAGAAAUCUGGAAUUAUGUUUCGGCAAAGACAAUGAUGAAACCUUUGUCUACUAUGAAUCAGAGCGACAACCCCACGCUUUCAGCUCAUCGCGUAUGAAACUUUUGAAUAUUACUAGCGUAACCUCAUUUGGGGCUUGGUUUCAUUGUGCAAGAGAACUUGAACUUAUCCGAUGCGAGACCCUAUGCCAGAUUCAACAUCUUCCCUCCGGUUUGAGGAAAUUGAAAAUUAGGAAUUGCAGUCUUCUUGAAGUUGUUGACCUUUCCAACUUGGGGAAUUUGUUGGAGCUAAGUCUAUUAAAUAAUCAGAAUUGUCAUAUUCAAGGGCAUGAAGAUUUAGCAUUGUUGCAACACUUAAAAGUGUACAACUGCAGGUCAAGCAAGUUCAACUGGCUUGAAAGACUGAAGAAUCUACGGCACUUGCAGCUUAAGAUGUGUCCCUCCCUUCAAACGUUGUCCAACUUAUCUAACUUGAAAAAUCUCAAGGAGUUCAAACUAUGGGAUUGUCCGAAAUUGGUUGACAUUGAAGGUCUUGACAGAUUGGAAUCACUAGAAAAGCUUGAUAAUCAAUGCUGCAGCUUACUUGAUCUAUCCCACUCGAAGAAGCUGAAGAACCUGCGCCAGAUUGAACAGCUUCCCUCUGGUUUGAGGAAACUCACAAUUAGUUAUUGCCAUCUCCUUGAAGUUGUCGACCUUUCCAACUUGGAGAAUUUGUUGGAGCUAAGUCUAAUCAACAGUGAGAUUUGUGAUAUUCAAGGGCUUGAAGGUUUAGCAUCGUUGCAAUGCUUAAGAGUGUAUGACUCCAAGUCAAGCAAGUUCAACAGGCUUGAAAGAUUGAAGAAUCUACGGCUCUUAGAGCUUUUCCUUGCGAAGCUUACCCGAUCUAUCCCACUUGAAGAAGCAGAAGAACCUACACCAAAUUCAACAACUUCCCUCGGGUUUGAGGAAACUCAAAAUUAG